AUGAAGAGCGCAUCCAUCGCCGACGCGAAUGCGGCGGCGAUGAUGGCGGAAGUUAAAGUCGUCGAUCCAUCGUCGUUGCCCGAGGACGUGCGACGGUAUCGAGAGGAACGAGCGAAGUAUUGGCCGAGCGAUCGAAACGUGCGCGCGAAGACGGAGGCGGGGGAGGAGGAAGAGCGUGCGAGAGCGGCGCGGCGGGAACGGUUGAGGGAGAUUUUGGCGAAACAGCGCGAGAUGGGACAUUUUGAAGCUUCGCAAGAAAUUGGCGAAGAGGAGGGCGGUGUCGCGGCGCCCGCCGCGCUUGAUGGUAAGGGUGUAGAAGCGCGCGCGGCGGAUGGGAGCAAAGUGUGUCGAUUUUGGUUGCAGGGUGGGUGUCGAAAAGGUUCGGCGUGCGAUUUCAAACACGAAUCUGCGCCGAAUAAAGAUCAAAAGUGUCGAUUCUUUGCCCGAGGUCGGUGCAAGGCGGGCGCGCGAUGUCCGUUCAAGCAUGAGGUGACGGAAAGAAAAUCAUCCGCGGCAGAUGGAGGUGGCAAUCCCCAGACGUUACUGAAGAAAUUGUUGGACAAGGAGAUUAAGCGCGAUGAACAGCGUUUGUUGCAACUGUUUCGUUUCUUCGUGAACAACGACUUCUUCACCGGCACGAAGGGUGUGGAUGAGCCGCUGUGGAUGUUCCCAUGGGCGGAUUCCGGUAAGAAGGUCAUCGACCGACGUGCGGCUUUGGCAUCUUUGUCGCCCGUGGACGACGAAGACGACGAAGACGAAGUCGCCCCGCCGCCAGUGGCGCCGGCGGACUCUGUCGAAGAGAAACGACACCAAGAUCGGCCAGAUAUGGGAUUCUUCGCGGCUUACGACAGCGAUAACGAUAGCAAUAGCGAUUAG
Molecule: messenger RNA, 876 nt
Organism: Ostreococcus lucimarinus CCE9901
Lineage: Eukaryota; Viridiplantae; Chlorophyta; Mamiellophyceae; Mamiellales; Bathycoccaceae
Exons: 1
Coding region: 1-876 (291 amino acids)
Biological process (GO): box C/D snoRNP assembly
Cellular component (GO): nucleus
Molecular function (GO): metal ion binding; RNA binding
Source: RefSeq, a predicted model, not a curated record